GGUGUUUUUUUUCCCUUCUCCCCCGCCCAGAACAAAACCCAGGUUUCAGGUUGUCACGGUGGGCGCCAGGGGACCCUGGUCACAGGCUCGUCUCCGAGUUGCUGCGGACCGCCCUGACGCAGCUAGCGGAGAGGACGGGCGCCCGGAGUCAUGCAGAAGCCAGGCUGGCCGGGGCUCGGGCUGCAGUGGACACAGGGGCUGCCCCGUCCCGCGUCUCCCGCAGCCGGAUCGUGCCCGAGAGUCUCCCGGGUCUGGACUGGGCCGGGCGGCGUGGGAGGGGCGGUGCGGCGGGAGGCGCUUCCGGAGAGCGAGGCCUGCGCGCUGCUCUUCCCCGCGGAGCCCGCGCAGUCCGCACAGUCCGCGCAGCCCGCAUUGCGACUGGGCCCGCGCGCAGGAUGGCUGCUCCAUGAGGUCAAGACUGGGUCUCCUCCCUCCUCCCCCUUCACCAAUGCCUGGUCUCACGGGGCUGGUUUUGACCCCCACGCUAUGGCAUCAUCGACCUCCCUCCCAGCUCCUGGCUCUCGGCCUAAGAAGCCUCUAGGCAAGAUGGCUGACUGGUUCAGGCAGACCCUGCUGAAGAAGCCCAAGAAGAGGCCCGGCUCCCUGACCUACCUGAUACUGCAUUAUCUCAACUGGUUCAGGCAGACCCUGCUGAAGAAGCCCAAGAAGAGGCCCGACUCCCCAGAAAGCGCCUCCAGCGAUGCUUCACAGCCUACCUCACAGGACAGCCCGCUACCCCCAAGCCUCAGCUCAGUCACAUCUCCCAGCCUGCCACCCACACACGCGAGUGACAGCGGCAGUAGUCGCUGGAGCAAAGACUAUGAUGUCUGCGUAUGCCACAGUGAGGAAGACCUGGUGGCCGCCCAGGAUCUGGUCUCCUACUUGGAAGGCAGCACUGCCAGCCUGCGCUGCUUCCUGCAACUCCGGGAUGCAACCCCAGGCGGCGCUAUCGUGUCCGAGCUGUGCCAGGCACUGAGCAGUAGUCACUGCCGGGUGCUGCUCAUCACGCCGGGCUUCCUUCAGGACCCCUGGUGCAAGUACCAGAUGCUGCAGGCCCUGACCGAGGCCCCAGGGGCCGAGGGCCGCACCAUCCCCCUGCUGUCGGGCCUCAGCAGAGCUGCCUACCCACCUGAGCUCCGAUUCAUGUACUACGUCGAUGGCAGGGGCCCUGAUGGUGGCUUUCGUCAAGUCAAAGAAGCUGUCAUGCGUUAUCUGCAGACACUCAGUUGACACUUGUUAUAUCACGGGACCCCGGAAGUUGGAGUAAAGCUGGAAACAGAAAACCCAUGCAGGGCCUCGGAUUCCCACAGAUGUGACAAGAGGUAUAGGGAGCGAGUCUGCAGCACUUUGCUCAUGACCCUGGGAUCAGAGCACCCAUCAGGCUUCCAUUACUGUGGGCUCCCUAAGAAGACCAUGGAGAGGUUGGGGACUCCCCUAUGAAGGCCGUGAAGCUGGGGAUUCCCCCUAGGAAAGCCAUGAGGAAGCUGGGGACUCCCCAAGAAGGCCGUAAGGAAGCCAGAAAUUGGAGGUGGUAGGAGGUGGUACUGAUCAAUGAUGGCCAGCAGGGCUCAUCUCCUGCCUAACUGGACAGGAAGCCUGGUACCCACUUCUGUCUUCCCCUGGAACUGGGCACUGGCAUACACUGGUAUCACUCCUAAAGAGGUGACUCACCUGACUAAUCAGCAAGAAGCCUAGAUUGCAGGCCUCACCAUGGAUGGUCUUCCCAGUUGCCUGGGGAAACCCUGGAAUGGGCGUCAGGAGAAAGCAAGAAUCCAGUCCUUCACACUCACACUACUCUGUUCUUCUUCCCAGAGACAUCGAUUCACUUCAGAAAGCUGUAGGGAAGAUGCAGUCAGCACCGCACUGUAUUUCUUAUUUAUUGCCUAAGUGCCAUUAAAGACACAAACCUAGAAGCCUAGAAGCCAUUCUGAAUAUGGGGGUGGGGUGGUAGAGGGAGCAAGUGAAGAGAUGGGAAGCCAGGGCUCAGGGUUCAACGCCUUCACCUGAGAUCACAAGCCCAUGGAUGCUGUGACAUCUGGGAGCUUCAUCAGUGGUCUGGCUAAAGCUGAUACUUUCACAGUCACCAUCUUUACCUUUGGACUGGGAAGAAUCAGCAUUUUUCUUCUGGCAGAUGACUGCAUUCCUUAUAGGACAGGCAAGGUUUCAUUCAUCUGUUCUCAGUAAGUUUGUUGUUGAACUGAAAUGAAUUUCAUUAUUUCCUCCAA
Symphalangus syndactylus (siamang) is the source of this 2225-nucleotide messenger RNA. RefSeq names its product TIR domain containing adaptor protein (gene TIRAP). Lineage: Eukaryota; Metazoa; Chordata; Mammalia; Primates; Hylobatidae. Gene Ontology annotation, cellular component: cytoplasm; plasma membrane. The record is from RefSeq and is a predicted model, not a curated record. Gene Ontology annotation, biological process: positive regulation of tumor necrosis factor production; toll-like receptor 4 signaling pathway; positive regulation of canonical NF-kappaB signal transduction. Gene Ontology annotation, molecular function: Toll-like receptor 4 binding; Toll-like receptor 2 binding.